Polyodon spathula (Mississippi paddlefish) is the source of this 2803-nucleotide messenger RNA. RefSeq names its product nucleolar protein 56-like. The record is from RefSeq and is a predicted model, not a curated record. Bases 16 to 1857 code for a protein of 613 amino acids. Gene Ontology annotation, cellular component: box C/D methylation guide snoRNP complex; small-subunit processome. The transcript has 12 exons. Gene Ontology annotation, molecular function: snoRNA binding. NCBI's taxonomy places the organism in Eukaryota, Metazoa, Chordata, Actinopteri, Acipenseriformes, Polyodontidae.
UUGUAAUUCCAGUAGAUGGCGCGUCCUAGUCGCCCCCCCCCCCUUCCCCCCCCGUGUGAUCUCUCGCGAGAGUUCGAGAGGAGGACGCGGCUGGGUUGGGUGAAGAGAAGGCGCGCGGGUGGUUUUGGGACAGUACAGCGCGAGACGCGAGCGGAGCGGCACGAGCUGCAGCACGGGGAGGAAAGCAUGGUGCUCUUAUACGUCCUGUUCGAGCAUGCGGCUGGAUACGCUCUCUUUGUAGUUAAGGAAGCUGAGGAGAUUGGCAUGCUCCUUCCUCAGGUGGAGGAGAGUGUUUUGAAUGUUGGCAAAUUCAACAACAUCGUGCAGCUGGUGGCUUUCUCGCCAUUCAAAUCUGCCCAGGCAGCCCUGGAGAACAUCAAUGCCAUCUCUGAAGGUGUUUUCCAUGCAGACUUGAAGCUGCUGCUGGAGACCAGCCUGCCCACUUCUGGUAAGAAGCGGAAGGUGGUUCUGGGCGUGGCGGAUGGCAGGAUCGGUGCAGCAGCGCAGGAGGAGCUGGGAGUGACCUGUCAGACCGGGGGGGUGGUGGCGGAGAUACUGAGAGGUAUCCGCCUGCACUUCCACGCCCUGGUGAAGGGGCUCACGGCUCAGUCUGCCUCCAAGGCCCAGCUGGGUUUGGGUCACAGCUACUCUCGCGCCAAAGUGAAGUUCAACGUCAACCGAAACGACAACAUGAUCAUCCAGUCCAUCGCCCUGCUGGACCAGCUGGACAAAGACAUCAACACCUUUGCCAUGAGAGUCAGAGAGUGGUACGGAUACCACUUCCCGGAGCUGAUCAAGAUCGCGAGUGAGAACUACACUUAUUGCCGCUUGGCGAAGCUAAUUGGGAACCGCAAGGAGCUGUCGGAGGAGAGCCUGGAAGGGCUGGAGGAGGUGGUCAUGGACAGCGCCAAGGCCCAGUCCAUUCUGGAGGCAUCUCGGAGCUCCAUGGGCAUGGACAUCUCCCCUAUUGACCUGAUCAACAUCGAGAGCUUCUCCACCCGGGUGAUCUCUCUGGCAGAGUAUCGGAAGGAGCUGCAGGAGUAUCUCCGAUCCAAGAUGAGCCAGGUGGCCCCCAACCUGGCCUCCCUCAUUGGGGAAGUGGUUGGUGCUCGGCUCAUCUCCCACGCAGGCAGCCUGACUAACCUGGCGAAGUACCCUGCGUCGACGGUGCAGAUCCUGGGUGCAGAGAAGGCCCUGUUCAGAGCCCUGAAGACCAAAGGAAAUACCCCCAAGUACGGCCUGAUCUUCCAUUCCACGUUCAUAGGCCGAGCUGCGGCCAAGAACAAAGGCCGCAUCUCCCGGUACCUGGCCAACAAGUGCUCAAUCGCCUCCAGGAUAGACUGCUUCUCAGAGGUGCCGACAUGCGUGUACGGGGAUAAGCUGCGUGACCAGGUGGAGGAGCGGCUGUCCUUCUACGAGACCGGGGAGGCGCCCCGCAAGAACAUCGAUGUAAUGAAGGAGGCAGUGGUGGAGGCAACAGAGGUGGCUACUGAGAUCAAGCGGAAGCUGGAAAAGAAGGAAAAGAAGAGGAGGAAGAAAGAGAAGAGAAAGCAGGAGGCUCUUGCCACUGGUGAGGGCGAGGAGGACGAGGAGCCAGAACUGAAGAAAGCAAAGAGCAAUGGCCAGGAGAGUGGAGCGAUCAAGGGGAAGAAGAAAAAGAAACAUGAGCAGGUGGAAGAGGAGUCUGCAGAGAACGGAGUGGAGGAGACAACGACCCCCCUGCCAAAGAAAAAGAAAAAGCGUCCGAGUGAAGCGGUAGCACUGGAGGAGGAGGAGGAGAUGCCUGCUGUGCUGGACACUCUGCAGACAGAGAAGAAGAAAAAAAAGAGAAAAGCCAAAGCAGAGGAGGAGGGAUAAACUCCCUGGCAUUGCAGUGCUUUGGGUCUUCUGGUUACUGUAUAGUUUUGCCUUUUAUUUUAUUAAUGGUAGCUUAAUUCUUGUUAAACCUCCCUUGUGGUCUUGCUUUUUAGGAGAGCGGAUUAGAGUUGCAAAGGUGUGAGCAACCAUCCUGCUUCCUUCUAUCCUUUUAAAAAUCCUUGCUGCAGAAAUAUAUAAUGGCUCACUUGGAACUGAGCUUGUAAUUAGCGGUGUGCUGACUCGGAAGACUGUAUAGCAAGCACUUUCGUGUCAUCUUGUGCCUUUUUAAUUUGUCCUUAUGCAUUAUUAAAUCAAUGAGUAUACAAGUGGUUUUUGUUUUUUUAUAUAAUAAAAAGCAAGACUUAAGGGCAAACAGGCCUUUUUUUUUUUUUACCUGAGCAAUUGCAUGCUGCGCAGAGUAUUCAUGAAAUGGAAUAAGCAAAUAAUGACUGUAAUGUCAAAUGUGACAUCCAUUCAUUUUGUUUGUGUUUUUUUUUUUUUAUAGCUUAUUAAACUAAUACAAAAGUAGAAAGAUGUGUGGUCUUUGCAACUUUGUAAUCCAGUAUAUAAAUCCUAUAUUAAACCUUUGACCUGGAAACAAAGAUCAUUUGACUUGCACUUUGAUGGUUGUUUCUUCAUUUCAGUGUAAGACAGCUUAUUUGUCUCUGUAUGGGGGACGGUAGCUGCUAUCCUAGUUGGAUUGUAUAGAAGUACAGUGCCAUGCACCACUAACAGGUAGCAUUGUAAAAUCAAAAUGCAUAGAGCAUAACUGCACAAGCAGUGUACACUUAAAGGUUGGUUUAUUUAGACCAGCUUAGGUUUUUAAAUAAAGAAAUUAAAUGCAUGCAACAUUUAUAUGUGACCAGGUGUUCUGUCCUGUAAGAUGCUUGUGUUUUAAUGUUGUCUACACCUGUUUGGAAGUUCUGUAAAUAAAAUAUUCUCAUGA